This is a messenger RNA of Miscanthus lutarioriparius, 636 nucleotides long. Lineage: Eukaryota; Viridiplantae; Streptophyta; Magnoliopsida; Poales; Poaceae. The record is from the annotation of a GenBank genome assembly.
AUGACGAAACUACCCCUGCCCCUUCUCCUUCUCCAGCCUCCUGCCGGCGCCGCCUCCCCCCUCCGCUCCCUCCUGCCACCGGCGCGCCGCCUCACGGCGAUGUCAGCGGCUACGUUGACGGCGCCGUCGAGCGGAGAGUAUCCUUCCCCGGUGUCCCCGCCCUACCCGGCCGCCUCCAAGGACGUGGAGCUCCGGCGCGCCAUGACCGCCUCCGCGCGCUCCGCGGCCUUCGCUUCUGCGGACGUCGUGUUCGAGGGCGAGUGGCUCGCCGUCGUCGACAAGCCCGCCGGCGUGUACUGCGACGCCCUCCUCGCCUCCUUUCCUUGCUCUGCCGUCUCAGAGGAUCCAGCAACUAAACCUAACCUUCACCUUGCGAACAGGCUGGAUCGUGAUACCAGUGGGCUCAUGGUUAUUACCAAAUGCAACAAAGUUGCUGGGAAGCUAGUGAAGACAUUCACUGAUCAUAAAGUCAAGAAAACAUAUCUAGCUCUUUGCAUAGGUGGUUCUGUUGUAAGGGACAUGAGCACACAGUUUGAAGUUUUAGGGGUCAAUUGUAAAGGGCAGUUUAGAGAACCCUACAACUUUGACGCCAAUGAUAUUGAGUCAAUUACUGUACAAGAAAAGGCAGCUGACUAG